CGUGGAUCCGCGUCGCGUCGCCCGAGCGGGGGGGCACCUGAACAUUUGGGCUCAUCGUAAAUGGAGAUCGGGGAGGUGUGUGCCCAAGGUCAUUGAGUGCUACCCGGCCGUAUUUUUGUGUUGUUAUCGAAACGCACACACACACACACACACACACACGCGCAGCGCCGUCGUCUACGUUGCAGCGCAGCCUACAAUUGUCAGUCCGGUGGUCGCGCGCCGUGGAGUUGUUGCGUUGCUAUUUGUCUCCGGACACCGCGAGCUUCCGUCUCCCGACAGCAUGGACGGCGCGUUGAAGCCGGGUCGGAGAUGCCGGACCAAGCGGGAGCGGGUGCGCAGGCUGCGGGAGGCGGGAAGCAGAGACGCCCGCCGCAGCCCCGACCCCAACUCCUCCUGCUCCGACAGGGAGGGACACAGUCCGGGGAGGGACGCCGCCUCGCUGCCCGGCAAGAAGGCGCCGCGCCCCGCGGCCCCCGCCAGAGCCCCGCGUCCCCCCCGGCGGAAGAGACGCGAGUCGAGCUCGCAGGAGGAGGACAUCAUUGAUGGAUUUGCUAUCGCCAGUUUCAUCAGCCUGGACCGCCUGGAGAAGAAGACGGGACUUGUGAAGACACAAGAGAAGAAGGAGCGCUGGAAGGAGAAAAAAGUGACAAAGCGGCAGAAAAAGGAAGAUGAGGAAGUGGAGGAGGAAGAAGAAAACGUCCAGCCGGUGGUGGAUCCCUUGGAGAAUGGCUUCCUUCAUCACGCCCAGCGGGAGCAGGAGCGAAUGACAGACAGGCUGCUGAAGAGGACUUACUCCAAGAAGAACAAAAUGAUCAAACCUUUUGCACUGUGUCCGGUCAAAGUCAGAGAGGACGAGAUGGUGCAGGAGGUCAGCCGACCGCACAGAAGCAACUCCAAGGAGCAGCUCAGCGAGACUUCCAUUCACUCGCUGUCAGGCCGCGGCUACUCGGAGGCUGAGAUGAAGUGUCAUCUUUCAGAAGAUGAUGCAAGGAAUUGGGCCCGGAAAGAUCUUAUUGUUGUGCAGCCAGCAGCAGUGGCCCUCCUCAAGUGUGACAGUGAGAGUGACAUUGACGACAAGGUGUCUGAUGUAGGAUCGGAGAAGCUCUUUUCCCCCACCGCACCCAAAGGUGUGCCAACGAAUGACAGUCCAGAGGUCAAGACUUGUAGCUCAGCCAAAGUGUCGGGGCUCCAGCGCAGCCAGGAGCAAAGCAACAGCGAGGUGCCCUUCACGCCUUCCGUGCCCAGUCCCACCCCAGCUUCGGCGCCCACGGGCUCCCCCGCCCCCGCUGCAGCGGCGGCCCCCCCAGAGCCCCCUAGAUUGUACCUCCCCACGCCGCCUCCUCUCAGUGUCAAGAGGGAGCAGCACCCCGUGCCCCUUGUCCCUACCCCUCCCUUGUUGAGGGCUCCAUCCCACCCCCACCACCAGCCCCACCCUCCUCACCCCCACUCGCACCAGGAGGCCCGUGUUCUUCCGCCCCCUCAGCACCACGCACGGCCAGUUAUCAGCCACCAGGUGCAUCACCCUCUGCAGUACAACAGCCUCCACGACAUCAGCCACAGCAGCAGUCCCCUGGGUCUACCCAAACAGCACUUGCACCCCUCCCCUCACCACCACAUCAGCGGGCUCCCAUCCUCCGCCCCCUCCUUGCCUCUGUCCAUAGCUAAUCUCUCUACCUCGCACUAUUCCUCCCUACGGAGCCCGGCCCAUCGCCAUCCGGCCAUGUUUGCAACCCCAGCCACACUGCCGCCACCACCGACCUUACCGACCAACAGUUUAGUGGUGCCCGGGCACCCUGCCGGCAACCCCUACCCAGAGCAUGGCCUCCUGAGGCAGGAGCUGAACAACCGCUUCCUGGUUCAGAGUUCAGAGCGGGGCCGGGGGCCGUCCGCCUCACCACUGGCCCCCGCUUCGCUCCUGAGGGCUGAGUUUCACCAACACCAGCACAUGCACCAGCACCAACACACCCACCAGCACACCUUUACGCCCUUCCCCGCCAGUCUUCCCCCGGCCGCCAUCCUCACCCCGCCCACCGCACCCACCAUGGUGCGUAACCAAGCCAGAAAUUUCGACAAAUACGCCCCCAAACUGGACAAUCCCUUCAUCAGACAUUCAAACUUCUUCCCAUCCUACCCCCCCGCCAUGCCAGGCAUGCCCCCGCUGCUCCCACACUCAGGACCCUUCAGCUCGCUGCAAGGAGCCUUCCAGCCCAAGGCAUCUAAUUCCAUUGACGUUGCGGGACGUCCUGGAGGAGUACCUCACACACUCCUACAGAAGGAUCCACGGAUAACAGAUCCAUACAGGACAUCUGUUAGGAAACCUGGCAAGUGGUGUGCAGUGCAUGUCCAGAUCGCAUGGCAGAUCUACCACCACCAGCAGAAAAUGAAGCAAAUGCAGCUGGAUCCUCACAAACUAGACAUGAACGGGAAGCUGGACCUGUUCAGUCGACCCCAAGCUCCAGGAGUCUUCCCGGGGUUUCCGUACACUCAUGACCUAGCAAGACCCAUGUUCUCCUCCACAGGCUCCGGUCACCCUGCUCCGUCUCCGUAUGGCCACGUCCCCCAUCCCAGCGGCUUCCUGCCUCCUAGCCAUUUGGCAGGUAAGUAUCCUUUCAGUCGCUCCAGUUCCUAUGGCGGCCUCGGCAACCUUUCAAGCAGUGCCUUCGGAGGAUUAGGCAACCCUUCGCUUGGGUCCAACAACAUGUUUGGCACCAAGGAGGGACCAGGAGGACUGCCCACGUUUGGCAGCCCCCACCACGACACCUGGAACAGACUUCGACGCACCCCGCCAUCUUUCCCCACCCCGCCGCAGUGGCCCAAAACCGCCGACACCGAGCGAAGCAGCUCGGCCAACAGCCACGAGAGAGAGCGAGAGAGAGAAAGGGAGCGAGAGAAAGAGAAAAGAGACGCAUCCAUCGGGAAGGAGGAGAAGGAUAAAGACAGGGAUUCUGUGGAUCGCAAUCGUCACUCCAACCGCUCAUCGCCGGCAUCGGCGCCAGUCAGCUACCAGAUCAGCAGCCUGAUUCGCUCAAACAGCCAGAACUCCUGCGAUUCGGGGCGACAUCACAGUGGCAGUGUAGAUCGGGUCCGCGAGGCGGAGAAGGAGCUGCUGGAGCGCCACAGGGAGUCCUCCACGCUGGGCGACGUGAAGGUGAAGGAGAGCCGCUCGCCUGCCAAGGAGAUGCUCGAGAGGAGAUCCUCAGAAGACUCCAUCAAACCCUCUCAACGUUCUCCCUCCCCAUACUCCAAGGCGGUGAUCAAUGAGCAGGGUAUGAAAAUGGCGAGCGGGCCCCCGCCCACCCUCAAGGACAGCGAGAGGAAAGAGCCCCCACCCGCGGAGCUCCUCCAUAAGGUGAAAAACGACAUGAAGAUUAAGGAGGAGAGGAAGGAGGAGCAGGAGGUCAUGGUGGUGAGUUCAGAGCCCGCGCCCCCCCCACCGUCCCAAGUCCUCUCUGCUCAAAUCAGCCAGCCUAUCAACCCGCACCACCACCACCCGCCUUUGUCCCACCAGCACCCUCUUCACUCGCCGCGUGGCAAUGACAUCCCAGCACCCGGCAUGCACGGCGUCCCCAUGGCACAUUCUCUGCCCCUCUCAAUGAGUGCCAUGCCCCAGAUGGGAAGCCUCAACGUGCUGGACCGGGCGCGCAUGGCUCCCUUCAUGGGAGUGAGCCCUCUGGCGGGGAGGGAGCGCCUGCCCCACCAGGCCUUCCCUUGGGACCCGCUCAGAGAGGCCUACCGCAGCCUGGACCUGCAGCGGCGCAUGGACUUCCAGCUCCGGGCCGAGCAGGGACACCGCUUCCCCAGCGUGUACGAACAGGAACGGGCCUACCGCGAGAGGGAGGCGCACGACUACUCUCACCACGAGCACCUGUUGGAGGUGCGCAGGGAACACGAGAGGAUGAGGCAGCAGGCGGAGGAGCGGGAGCGCCUCCACCUGAGGGAGGAGCUGGACCGAGCACGCCUCCAUCAGCUGCACCAGUCCCCCAUGGAGGGCCAUCUACCCCACAUGCCCCCCUUUAUGCCCCACUUGGGCGGCAUGCACUACCCUAGACUGAGCCCCUCCACGGGACACAACGGCCCUCUGAACAGAACCCCCCCGACGGCUGCACUCAGCGCCCCCCCGCCCCUUGUGCCAGCCGGCAGUGCCAGGCCAGCCUCCCCAAGGAGGACUACCCCCCUCACCACCCAGGACCCACGGGACUACUCCCCGUCUCGCAACCCCAAAGAGGUUGAGGCCCGGUAGCUUCUUACCGGAUGCACUCGGUCCCCCACUCUCCAGAUCCGAAACCUUUUUGUGAACAAAAUGCACUGCUCUUAUAACCAGAUGAGAGCAAAACUUCCUAAGGGAAAGGGUAUGAUUGUACAAAUUAAUGGUAUGUAAGGCUGAUUAAGCACAUGCCAUGACUUUAUUUUUAGUGGAGUGGAGGUUGAAUAAUCGUCGGUCAGGAGAACAUAAAUACGUGUAUGUUUAUAUCCGACUUAAAUAUUUGAUAAUUAUUAAUAUAUUAAUCAAAUACCUUUUUUUCAGCUCCGUGUAAAAGAAAGGUCCUGAAAUGAGUUUGUACAUUUCUUAUCCUUGUUCCAUGUAUAGAUAUCAUUUCUAUGAAUUUUAUGUAUUUUGUGGAUUAGUCAUGCCUUUUACAAUAUUUAUCCCAGUUGAUUGUGAGACAUAUCCAUUAUGACCCACCGUUAAGACUGGAUUUGGUUUCCUCCUUCAGUAAUUUAACCUCAUGGUACCAGGAUAUCCUCAAUGGUGACAAUGUACAAUGUUACAUUACAGAUUUGUUUUGUUCAUUUGUUUUGCCUUUGAGAUAUGCAGAUAAAUAUAUAUUAUGAGGUCUUUGUUCAGUCUCUGUAAAGAAAACUCAUGUAAAUAACCUGUUGAUAUUUCUUUGCUGCAAAAUUACUGUGUAAAUUUAUUAGUCUUUUUAACCAUUUCUAGAAAAACAAAAUCAAAUGAAACUUGGGGAAAAACCUCCCUGUUGAAUAUCAUGGCAACAGACAUGCCUGGCCAAUGGAUGAGAAGUACGAUGAGAGGGUGUUGUAGGGGGGCCUAGAAGGAUCAUCUGCAAUCUAUGCAAAGCAGCACACAGCACCCUAAUGAAGAAAUCAUCCGGAGGGAGCAGACAGUACUGGUGAAAGAUACUUGGAUUAACACUUGUUUAUAAAAAAAAAAAAUGAUGGAAUUAUUGAGACUUCCAAGUCAAAAACUGGACCAGCCCCAGACAGAAAAGAAGGACACUUUUUAGUGGGCGGCAAAAGGACAUUCUCUGUCAACCUUGUGGUGUUGUGCAGUUGUUUUUCUUAGACUCUUGUAUACAAAACAAGUAGAGUUUUAGGCGUGCAAAAAAAUGAAAAUGAACAUUCUUGGUUUAAAAUGUACGGAAUAAAGUUUGGACCUAAUGUCA
This is a messenger RNA of Gasterosteus aculeatus aculeatus (three-spined stickleback), 5405 nucleotides long. RefSeq names its product fibrosin-like 1 (gene fbrsl1). Lineage: Eukaryota; Metazoa; Chordata; Actinopteri; Perciformes; Gasterosteidae. The record is from RefSeq and is a predicted model, not a curated record.